Messenger RNA from Anopheles maculipalpis, 873 nucleotides. Its product is annotated as chymotrypsinogen B-like. Bases 1 to 861 code for a protein of 286 amino acids. The record is from RefSeq and is a predicted model, not a curated record. The transcript is spliced from 2 exons. Gene Ontology annotation, molecular function: serine-type endopeptidase activity. Gene Ontology annotation, biological process: proteolysis. Lineage: Eukaryota; Metazoa; Arthropoda; Insecta; Diptera; Culicidae.
AUGGUAAAGUACUGCGCAUUAGUGUUGCUGGUGAUCGCCGCUUUGGUGGCGCUCGUGUCGGCUGAGAUUCGCUCGGCGCAGGAUGUUGACUGGAGCAAGGUGCGUCGUUUCUACGAUCCCAACGUACCGGAACGUCGCAUCAACAAUGGACAGAUUGCCACACCGAGCGAUGUCCCGUGGGCAGUUGGUUUGCUUGUGUCGCUUACCUCCGGCACGAACUUCUGCGGAGGUGCAUUGAUUUCUCCGACCCACAUCUUGACUGCGGCAUCCUGCGUGAACGGGCAAGCAGCAUCGUCGAUUACGGCAAUGUUGGGUGCGAGCACGAUUGCUACCACUUCGGACUUUAUACCGAUUUCGCAUGUGCGUGUGCAUCCGGAUUAUAGCGCGUUCCUGGAGCGGGACGAUAUCGCGAUCCUUACGUUGGCCCGUCAGCCACGCUGGAAUGAUCAAAUCCAAAUCAUCAACCUACCCCGCCGCAUGUACAUUGGCCACUCGUUCAACAACUACGUGUCAACGAUUUCGGGCUGGGGUGAAACGGGAACUAACACGGGUGAACCACUGCCGAUGCCGAACCUGCGCUUCAUCCGCAGCCCAGUCAUCACCAAUCUGAGCUGCGAACUGUCCUUCCUGCUGACCAACAUCCGCAGCACGCACAUCUGCACCUCGACCGAUGGCGGUGCGCCGUGCAUUGGAGAUCAGGGUGCACCGGUGACGGUGACCGAAAACGGUGAAACCUUCCUGAUCGGUAUUCACGUGUUUACGGCUUCGCGUUGCGAACGUGGCCGUCCGGCCGUGCACGUUCGUCUCACGGAGUACAUGAACUGGCUCGAGCUGAACACUGACGCGCUGAUCCGUCCGUAAGUUUGGAGGGUC